AUGGCCCGGCUCUGCCCGGACAGACCCCCCUCCCUGCCCCGCCCCGGGGCAGACCCGGGUGCUGGGGGGAACUGAGGGUGAAGGUGUUCCUGGAGACCGGACGCUGCUGACAGGUGCCGUGCACAAGUGUACAGAGAGCGAGAGCCCAGGCCCCCGACCGGUGAGAUCCAUGCUGGGGAGACGUGGCUGCUGCGCUGGAGCCCGUGGCAGCCAUGGGCCUCCCCUUCCCGGCGGGAGCUGGAGGACCAGGACCCAGGAGGCGUGCAGGCAGGAGGGUCUGAGGCUGCAGAAAUACCUCGUGUCGUCCAGACUGGAACCAGUCCAGCACCAAGAGCUCUGGGGGCAGGACACGAUGCAGGCCAUGCAGCCCCCUUGCGAGGCUGAGCUGCCCUCCGCGACCCCACAGCUGGCACUGCGGGAUGAUCUCCCCACCCCAGAGCCCUGGCGCCAGCUCUUCCGUGGCCUGCGCUACCGGGAAGCCGAGGGCCCAGGGAAGAUUUGCAGCCGCCUGCGGGAGCUGUGCCGGCGCUGGCUGGAGCCCCAGUGCCGCAGCAAGAAGCAGAUGCUGGAGCUGGUGGUGCUGGAGCAGUUCCUGGCCAUCCUGCCCCCAGAGAUGCGGAGCUGGGUGUGCAGGUGCCACGUGGAGACGUGUGCCCAGGCCGUGGCCCUGGCCGAGGGGUUUCAGCUGGGGCAGGCGGAGGACGAGAAGCUCCAGGUCACCGUGCGUGUGAAGGUCGAGGAGGGGUCCUCUGACCAGAUGCAGCCCCCGGGGGUCCUGCCGGAGUUUGCUGAUUCCCAGGUGCAGCAGCUGAAGGCUCAUCAUAAGGACAGGCCUCUGGAGGAGGCAGGAGAUCAGGAAACCCCAGGGCCUGAGGUCGAGCUGCCUCAUCUCCCCAAAGAGGAGCCCCCGUCCAACCCGGAGCCAGGUGCCGGGACCCUGAGCAGAGUGGAUCAGCAGCCUCCCAAGGAAGGGCCUGUAAAGCUGGAGCUGCAGAGACCCUCCCCAGGGAGACGGGGACAGAGCGGCUCCCUGACGCCUGGGCCGGGCCAGCUGCAGGAGGGGCAGGGCAGGCUGGCGAAGCAGGGGGAGAGCAUGGAGCUCCGGGAGGUGUUUGAGGAUGUGGCAUUGUAUUUCACACGGGAGGAGUGGGAGCUGCUGGAAGAGGAAGACAAGGGGCUUUACCAGGACCAGAUGCUGAGGAACCACCAAGCCCUCAUUUCCCUGGCAGGAUAUCGAGGCCCUGCCCCUGACUUGAUCUGCCGCAUCCAGCGAGGACAGGUGGAGCUCUGGGUCCGUGAUGAUGAGGACCGUGGGGAAAUGCGGAAGUCAGAGGACGUGCUGCCAGGACAUGCCUGGUUGCUGAGCAGAACCAAGGAGCAGGGUCCUGAGGAAGGGCCUGGAAAGCUGAAGCCACCAUGGGCUUCCCUGGGGAGUGUGGGUGAGGUGGAUUCCCUGAGCCCAGAAAAGAACCAGUUGCUCAAGGGUCAGGGGAUGCCCCCAAAGCUGGAGAAUGUAGCAGUGAAUGUGGUCCCAUCUGUAGUUGGACAUUUGAGUGAACAAGGGAAAGAAGCCAGAAAAAGCCCAAGGUGCAGGGAUGAAUAUGUCAUGCAGAGACACCUGAGGAGGCAGAAAGAAAAGGUGCAUUGGAGAGAGACACUGCAUGCAAACCAAGACACUGUGGGGGGCCUCAGUGGGAAGCAGGAGAUCACUACCAAGCCCAGGGGGAGAGCCUACCCCUGCCCUCAGUGCAGGAAAAGAUUUAGCUGCCCCUCGCAGCUGGCUUUCCACAAGAUAAGGCAUGCUGAUAAGAUGCCCAAUGUACACGCCACGUGUGGGAAGAGCUUCACCUUCCUCUCGACCCUGGCUGAUCACCGCCAGGUCCAUUCUGGACAGCUCCCCCACCGCUUCACCAAAAGGGGGAAGAGCAUUGUGCUGCUCAAAACCCAGGAUGUGCACAGGAAGAAGCAUCAGUACUGCUGUGUCACAUGUGGUAAGACCUCCACCCAUUUCUUCUCCCUGGUUCAGCACCGUCGCAUGCACUUGGGGAGGAAGACACACCACUGCAAAGAGUGCAGGAAGAACUUCAUUAGCUGGCAAGGCCUGUCCCAACACCGGUGUGUGCGGAGGAGGCAGCAGCCACACUGCUGCACAAAGUGUGGGAAGAGCUUCAGGCAGCCCUCCAGCCUGGCCAGGCACAGGUGCAUGCACACACGGGAGAAGCAACUUCAUUGCUCUGUGUGUGGGAAGAACUUCAGUUCUUCCUCCCACCUGGCCAUGCACCAGCGCAUCCACACACGGGAGAAGCCGUAUCAGUGCUAUAAGCGUGGGAAGAGUUUCAGUUGUUCCUCCCCGCUGGCCAGCCACCAGCACAUUCACAUGGGAGAGAAGCCAUAUCAGUGCUCUGAAUGUGGGAAGAGCUUCAGUUCUUCCUUCCACUUGGCCGAGCACCAGCACAUCCACACAGGAAAGAAGCCAUAUCAUUGCUCUGAGUGUGGGAAGAGCUUCAGUUGUUCCUCCUUGCUGACCAGCCACCAAAGCAUCCACACGGGAGAGAAACCAUAUCAGUGUUCUGAGUGUGGCAAGAGCUUCACCCAAUCCUCCAACCUGGCCCAGCACCAGCAUGUCCACUCAGGGGAGAAGCCACAUCAGUGCUCUGAGUGUGGGAAGAGCUUCAGUUCUUCAUCCCACCUGGCCCAGCACCAGCGCAUCCACACAGGGGAGAAGCCAUAUCAGUGCUCUGAGUGUGGGAAGAGCUUCAGUUCUUCCUCCAACCUGGCCCAGCACCAGCGCAUCCACACAGGGGAGAAGCCAUAUCAGUGCUCUGAGUGUGGGAAGAGCUUCACUUAUUCCUCCAACCUGACUGAGCACCAGCGCAUCCACACAGGGGAGAAGCCAUAUCAGUGCUCUGAGUGUGGGAAGAGUUUCAGUUCUUCCUCUGACCUGGCCAAGCACCAGCGCAUCCACACAGGGGAGAAGCCAUAUCAGUGCUCUGAGUGUGGGAAGAGAUUCAGUUAUUCCUCUGACCUGGCCAAGCACCAGCGCAUCCACACAGGGGAGAAGCCAUAUCAGUGCUCUGUGUGUGGGAAGAGCUUCAGUUAUUUCUCCUCCCUGGCCCAGCACAAGCGCAUUCACACAGGAGAGAAGCCACAUCAGUGCUCUGAGUGUGGGAAGAGCUUCAGUUAUUUCUCUUCCCUGGCCCAGCACAAGCGCAUCCACACAGGAAAGAAGCCAUAUCAUUGCUCUGAGUGUGGAAAGAGUUUCAGUUGUUCCUCCUCGCUGGCCAGCCACCAGCGCAUCCACACGGGAGAAAAGCCAUAUCAGUGCUCUGAGUGUGGGAAGAGCUUCACCCAAUCCUCCAACCUGGCCCAGCACCAGCAUGUCCACACAGGGGAGAAGCCACAUCAGUGCUCUGUGUGUGGGAAGAGCUUCAGUUAUUCUUCCAACCUGGCCCGGCACCAGCGCGUCCACACAGGGGAGAAGCCAUAUCAGUGCUCUGAGUGUGGGAAGAGCUUCAGUUAUUCCACCGACCUGGCCAGCCACCAGCGCAUCCACACGGGAGGGAAGCCAUAUCAGUGCGCUGAGUGUGGCAAGAGCUUCACCCAAUCCUCCAACCUGGCCCGGCACAAGCGCAGUCACACAAGGGAGAAGCCAUAUCAGUGCUCUGAGUGUGGGAAGAGCUUCAGUUCUUCCUCCCACCUGGCCCAGCACCAGCGCAUCCACACAAGGGAGAAGCCAUAUCAGUGCUCUUAGUGUGGCAAGAGCUUCACCCAAUCCUCCAGCCUGGCCAAACACCUGCAUGUCCACACAGGGGAGAAGCCAAAUCAAUACUCUGACUGUGGGAAGAGUUUCAGCAUCCCCUUCAACCUGGCCCGGCACCAGCGCAUGCACAAAGGGGAGAAGCCACAUCAUUGUUCUUAGUGUAGGAAGAGGUUCUCCUACUCCUGCAGCCUGUGCUGAACACCAGUGCAUGCACACAGGGGAGAAGCUACAUCAGUGCUCUGAGUAUUGGAGAAUCUCACCCAUCUCAGCAACCACCAGUGGUGCAUUCAAACCAGCUCCCUCAUGCUGGUUGCCUGCAGAAAGAGUUCCCCCAGGCUUUGCCCCUUGUAGGAAACUUGUAAGUCAGCCCCAAUGUGGGGGGAGGAGACGACGAGGAGACGAUCUUUGCAUCAGCCUUGGUGCCUGUGCAUUCCCCAUCAUUCCCUAACAGUAUUCCCAGGGGAAGAAGUGCCUUCACGAUAGGGUAACCUCUCCCAGAUGGCUGACUUCAGAUGACACCUGGGGACUUUCCUUAGCUGCCUCCCAGCUUUCUCCUUCCUCCUGGUCCCGGGGUUCUGGUAGAUGAGCCCCUGAGUUGCAGGGAGAGUGCAUUUAUGGCUGGGGAAGCAUUCCCUACAAUCGUCCCUAACCUCACCUUUCCUCUCCACCACAUCACCCCUCUUCCAGACCUGCCCAUGCCCAGUGGGGUCUGCAACGAGCUGUCACCUCCGGAGUUUUUUUGGCCUGUUUUGCUCUUCAGCCUCUGUAGAAGUGUGCACCAUGGGGUGCAUGCUGCUCCUGCGCUCUCCCCCCCCCUUUGCUGUAUUCUCUCUCAUGCAUUCCCUGCUACUAAGGCAACACAACUGGACAUGCCACCCCUAUGGUUGAUCGUUGUGCCCUCUCCCAAGCUCUGCAAUGGGAAUAGACCCAGGCCUACAACCCUUUCCAGGGCAAAUCUCUCUGCUUUCCAGCCCCUUCCUUUUCUAAAUGAUUCACCACAAUGCAGAGGUUGUUGCUAAGCCUUGGGAGCAGGAGGUAGUCUGAUCUACCCACACUGCUGCUAACUGACUGGCUGCUCCCACCCACUUCUGCCCUUUUCCCACAGCAGGAUCCAGAGCUGGGUGAGCCACCACCACAGGGUGAGAGACCCUGGAUGAGCAACUGCAGCUGGCUCCACAGGUGCCCCAAGCCAGCCCUGUCUGCCCUGUUCCUACCUUCACCCACCACUGCCACCUAUCUGCCCCACGGAUGUAACUGGGAGAGUGGGGGGCAGUCUUUCCAUGGUGCCAGCUCCAGGGGGGUGUCUCCCCCCUUGGAAGAGCAGGUUCUCAACCCUGCUGCCAGCACCCCUGCCAGCAUGCCCGCAACAUGCAGUGCUGGGGCAGGUAUUAGGGUCAGGACAGGUGGUGGGAGGUCUGCAAGGAUCUGACGUGGAUGCUGGUGUCUGUCCCAUGUGGGAUCUGUGUUCACCUGGGCACGUGUGAAGGGAGGUAAGGUAGGUAGGGGUGAUACCUCAUUGUCCUCCAGGUGGGAUCAUCAUGUGGGGGGGGCACAACUUCUGCUGGGGUAUGUAUGAGGUACACCUACAGGGGGGUCCACACUUACCUGGGGCAGGUGUGAUAGGGGCUGUAAUAGGGCAGAUGGUGCUAUGCCAGAAUUGUGCAGCAGGGGGUGUUGUGGGGGUGCCUGUUCUCUCCUGGGGCAGGUGUGGUGUGGUCUGUCAUGGGGUGGGGGGAUGGGUGGACCCCCAUUUCUUCCUCUCUCUCCUUCUACUUGCACUCCCCACCCCUGUGCCCCAAAAAGCCCAAGCCCAACUGGUGACCCCACUCCCUGCAGCCCUGGGGGAUUUGCAGGGGGCUCGGCUCCAUCCCAGGGAUUCCUCCUCAUCACCAAGGUGGAUCUGGCCCCCUGGUCAGGCCAGUACAGACUGGGGAGCUUUCCUUGCCUUUCUAGUGUGAUCCCGGUCUCUUCCUGGGAUCCCUGGGGUGUGGAUUACCAAGCUGUCACAGGAGUAGGAGGAUGAGCACCGUGGCCCCGCUGCUUUUCCUGGGGCAGGACCAGGUGCGAUGUCUGCUGCUGUGUCAGGCAUGUGGCAGUUAGGCUAAGAAGUGCGAUGAUAGGUUUGUCUGGGCUGGUUUGGACAGGGCUGAUGCUGACUCAGGUGGUGGCCGGACUGGAGGUAAGCUCUGCAGGCCUCCUCAGCCCCUCUCUUCUAGCAUUUCCAUGAUGAGAACAUCCCCUAGAGCCAUGGCUCUCAGCCUUUUUAGACUGCGGACUGGCAAACAUGGACAGAAAGCAGAACCUUUCAUAGAUUUAACUGCAUAGACAUUAGGCCUGGAAGGGACCUUGUAAGGCCAUUCCCUUCCUCAUCAGCCCUCACAUUUUCCAUUGAUUUCUUCACGGUGGCUGGCCAUGGAGCUGGUGCUCUUAUUGAACUCUCCGCAGUGGCUCCUAGGUCUCUGUCCUGUGUGGUAACAGCCCGUCGUGGUGUCAGUCCCAUUUAUACAAUUCUCAUUCAUAUGUGUUCCUGGCCCAUUCCACUCAGAUCAUGACCCCGUGUUCAAUAGAGUUAAUAUAUUAUUUACUCUUCAUUAUUAUAUACACGUUUUAAAGUGGGGGGAUGGACAUGAUGAGACUUCUCAUUCAGCUCCAGCACUCUCGAGUUGUAGGGCCCUAGAAGAAGCCUUCACCUCCAGAGACGAGCCAUGCGCAUGAUCAGAGGUCAGGGAAGCAGACCCUGCUAUGACAGGCUGAGAGCCCUGGGGCUCUUUAGCCUGGAAAAGCGCAGGCUCAGGGGUGAUCUGAUGGCCACCUACAAGUUUAUCAGGGGUGACCAUUGGUAUCUGGGGGAACGUUUGUUCACCAGAGCGCCCCAAGGGAUGACGACUAGGUCACAAACUACUACAAGACCGUUUCAGGCUGAACAUAAGGAAGAAUUUCUUUACUGUCCGAACCCCCAAGGUCUGGAAUAGCCUGCCGCCGGGGCUGGUUCAAGCGCCGACAUUGAACACCUUCAAGAGCAAACUGGAUGCUUAUCAUGCUGGGAUCGUAUGACCCCAGCUGACUUCCUGCCCUUUGGGCCGGGGGCUGGACUCGAUGAUCUUCCGAGGCCCCUUCCAGCCCUAAUGUCUAAGAAAUCUAUGAAAAUGUCUAUGAAAUCUCUCUGAACUUUUCCUUCUCAUGCCUGCACAAUGCAUCCCACACCACACAGACACCAAGUCACAGCUCUGUGCUUCAUACAUCAGCAAGGAUCCCUACUGUUGGAGCAUGCUGUGCAGGUAUCUGAAGGGAGGUGCAGCGUUUUGUUUUGUGUCAUUACAAUUUUAAUACUGCCCCAGCCAGGAAACCUGCUCAUCUUGCUUGGGAAUGGAGAUCAAAGUUCCCACAACAUUUGAUUCCCAAGCCAUGCUGAAGUCUGCAGAUCUUAGCAAAAGGAUACCUAGGAAUUUAGACCUCAUUAUGUCCCUGCCUUCAGCUGUUAUGUGUGUAAGUGAGGAGAUCAUGGCAAAAAAGGCAACCUAAUGGCAGCCUAAUGCCUUAGGUGUUUGCAAACUACCAUCAAAAAGGGAGCAAAUCUACUACCUUGGUGUGAGCAAAAGAGGUCUGGAUCCCAGAGCCUCUUGCCUAAAAGCACUACAAAAAACCUAAAUCUAAGUCUUGGACCCUCUAGGCCCCACCACCUUUCUGAGACACCCAAUGGGUGGGCUACUGUGAGAGUGGACAACUGUUUAGCUAUCUCCAUUCUCCUCCUUCACUUCCUCCAUGAACAUAGGGCAGGGAGUCAAGGGAGUCUGCACCUGGCCAUUAAGAACGUAGGCAGAACCAGCCCUAGCAGCAGACAGGGGCUGAAAUCUUCCAGAAGUGGAAGUUUGACACUACAGGGAAAUCAGGGAGCCUUCAAGUGUCUCUGGUGAACACUGCAAAACCUGGAGUUCCCUGCAUGGUGAUUCUGAACUGCAGGGCCCCUGGGCUCCAUGCAUCAAGGCAAAGGUGGUGUGACAGGCUAGGUGGUAGUGACUUAGCCCAGCGGUUUUGAAAGGAUAAAAGAUGACUGGAGGACUUGGGAUUGCCUUUCCUCACCAAUCAGGACCCAGAGAUUCACCCUCCAUGGCCCCUGAUUGGCCCCUUGGUUCACCUGGAGGGGGAUGAAAUGGGCAGCGUGGCUGACUCAGGGGAGACCAGCAAGGGAGCACAAGGAAGGAGUCUCAAAGAGCUGGCAAGUGCUGGGCCAGUGGGGUGGGAGCAGUUGCCCCAGAAGCACCUGAAGGAUUGGGACCUCCAGGCGGCAGUUUGAUCCUCAGCAGCGCAGCAAGGGGCCUGCAGGAGAGGCUCCCCACUGGGCUCCAGAAUCCCCUAUGAGAGGCUGUGGCUAGCAGGAGGGGCUGCCUAGGUCCAGCAAGGAUCUGAGCAGUGACCUGAGAGGUUCCCAGCUCUACUUCCAUCUCCUCCAGCAAGAGGCCAGGCAGCUCAACAUGAGGCCCGGACUCCAGGAAGGCCAAAACCCCUUGAAGCUUGGUACAGUGCUAGCUCUGGUGGCUGCCUGCUGCAGCUUCUGCCUACUUAUGGGAGAACUGAGUUCAAGUCCCAGGUUGGGUGAUUUGGAGUGAGUGAAGUAGCAGGGAAAAAUUCUUGUUGCAGUGGAAAGGGGUCAUUGUGUUUUCCUCUUUUCUUCCCCUCCAGGUACCUAGGCCCUAUACUCCUUGUCAUUUGACAUUUUGUUUUUUGUGCCUUUUAUAUUACACCAACCAGUAUGGUUUGUUCUGCUGUUUGUGUUUUAAUUUUUUAACCCUGUCUUUUGUCAACUGGAUGAAUAUGUCAAUGAUUGUAAGUGUCUAACCUUUGUUGAAUCCUGCCCCUUCGCGUGUUGUAGUGCCCCCUAGACCCCUGGGUUUAUAGUGCUUAUGUUCCCAGUACUGUUCUCUCAUUAAAAGGUAUAUGGUUAAGUCCCCA
Alligator mississippiensis (American alligator) is the source of this 8710-nucleotide messenger RNA. RefSeq names its product zinc finger protein 841-like. Gene Ontology annotation, biological process: regulation of DNA-templated transcription. The transcript has 7 exons. The record is from RefSeq and is a predicted model, not a curated record. NCBI's taxonomy places the organism in Eukaryota, Metazoa, Chordata, Crocodylia, Alligatoridae.